Betta splendens (Siamese fighting fish) is the source of this 1435-nucleotide messenger RNA. RefSeq lists its product as uncharacterized. The record is from RefSeq and is a predicted model, not a curated record. The transcript has 2 exons. The coding region runs from base 218 to 1009 and encodes 263 amino acids. Lineage: Eukaryota; Metazoa; Chordata; Actinopteri; Anabantiformes; Osphronemidae.
AACCCUUCGUAGUAUAUACAGACCACAAGAACCUUGAAAACCUAAGAACGGCCAAGCAGCUGAACUCACGUCAGGCCCGGUGGGCUCUGUUUUUUAGCCGCUUUAACUUUCAUCUUUCAUAUCGCCCCGGAUCCAAGAAUGUUAAGCCGGUUGUCUUAUCCCGUCUGCACGACUCACAGCAGGAAUCAACGGAGCCCGAGUCCAUCCUACCAGCUGGAUGUCUGGUGGGAGCGGUUGCCUGGCCAGUGGAGCGACGGGUACGGGAUGCCACACGAGACCUCCCAGUUCCACGUGGUGUUCCGCCCAACCGACUGUUUGUACCCCCAGACCUCCGAGGGGAGGUGAUCCAGUGGGCCCACGCGUCAGCGAGGAGGAGGUCCACGUCCCUUCGGCACACGCAUUGGUCCGGCGCUGCCGCCUCACAUGGUUGCGAGCACGGCGAACCAUGCUGCAGGCGCAGGACCGGUACAAGAAGGCGGCGGACCAUAAGCGAACCCCUGGUCCGGUAUACAAGGUGGGUGACCAAGUCUGGUUGUCCACCAGGGACCUCCGACUACAAGCACAAUCACGCAAGUUAACACCGAAAUUCAUUGGUCCGUACACUAUUUCCCGUAUCAUUAACCCCGUGUCUGUGAGGCUCUCAUUGCCCAGAACCAUGAAGAUACACUCUACGUUCCACAUCCGCCGGCUCAAACCCUUCAGGUCGUGUCCCAUGGUCCCUCAUCACCAGCCACCCACACCUCCACAGGUCAUAGAUGGAGGCCCCGCCUACACGGUCCGGGACCUCCGCGACUGUAGACGCCGGGGACGGGGCUUUCAGUACCUGGUGGACUGGGAAGGAUACGGGCCAGACGAACAUUCCUGGGUACCGGCCCGAGACAUCCUGGACAAGUCCCUCAUCAGGGAGUUCCACGCAGCGCAUCCUGAGGCCCCGUCUCCGGAGGGGAUGGGGCGACACGACCAGGUUCCCACAGAUGAGGAGGAAUCCGGAUCUGGUCCCUCCUCCUGAUGUCCUCCCUCCGCCCACCCUGCUUCGGCGUCCGGCCGGGGGGGGAUUCGGGCCCUCCUCCUGCGACCUCCCUCCGCCCGCCCUGGGCGGGGGGGGGGGGCUCCGUUGGCAGACGCCAUGGGGGGGUACUGUCAUAGUUCACGCCAUUUCCUGUUUUAUUUUGUAAUACUUCCUGUCUCUCAGUUCAGUUCCCGGUUAAUUCAGCACACCUGUUAACAGUUAAUUAAUCAGCACCACUAUAUAGCCUCCACCCCUCACAGACUCCAGUUGCCAGAUUGUUAAGUUCCGCACUUCUUUCCAGCAUUUCGUAUCUUGUGUUCCGUGUAUUGAUCCUGACUCCCUUGACUACUGUAUCCUGCCUGAACCUUGUCUGUUACCUUUGCCUGGAAAAAUACCUUGCCUCUUGUGUAUUACCUGGACUGUCCG